Durio zibethinus is the source of this 1582-nucleotide messenger RNA. Lineage: Eukaryota; Viridiplantae; Streptophyta; Magnoliopsida; Malvales; Malvaceae. The record is from RefSeq and is a predicted model, not a curated record.
AAAAAACAGAAGAAAAACAAAAGAAGAAUACAGUAGGAACUGUCUUCACUUUCUUUCUCUUCUUUUUGUGCCACCCCAUUUGCUUUCUCGUUUUCUUUCAAAGCAAAACAAUUGAAUAAAGAAAAAGCAACCAACCAUUACGACUUCAUAGCUGUUUUGCUAAGCCAAAAAAAAUUCCCUUCAGUUUCAAUUUCCCAAGUUUUAAAAGCCCCGAGGUUUCUGGGUUUUUCCAGCUAUUGGGUUGAUCUUCAUUUGAUUGCUCUGUCUUUCACUUAAUUCUACCUCUAAGGUUGGAAAUUGAGAAGAAAUAAAUUUAUAUAUAUAGUGAGAGAUGGGGCUUGAAAGAUUGGAAUUUGGAGUUAGAGUUAGGAAAUUUAUGGUGAUAUCAGUUAAAACAUGUCAUAGAUCGGUUCGGAAUCAUCCAUUUUGGGUUGGCUUGUUUUGUUUUUUGAUUUUUUUGAAUAGAUCAUUUCCUUUGUUGUUUUCUGUAUUGGUUACCGCAUCUCCUGUUUUGGUUUGCACUGCUGUUUUGCUUGGUACUCUUUUGAGUUUUGGGUCACCAAAUAUACCCGAAAUUGACGAAAAGGAAGAAGAAGAGAAAGUUAGUCAUGAAGUUUCACAAUUGAAAACUGGGGCUACGGAGGAUGAUACUGUUUUCGAGAGAGGUGGUGGUGAUGAUGAUUUUGUUGUUGAAAGAUAUGUAGGGAAGAAGUGGGAUAUUGCAGACAAUGCUGAUGAGAAAGAUAAUUUGGUUGAUAAUGAGGUCAGUGAAGCAGAGGAAGAAAAUGGUUCAGUUCGCUAUAAGCCAUUGGUUGAUGAGGAUUUGGAUUCUAGGGAUAUUCAUUGUAAGAAUGGGAUGAUUGAUGAGUUGGAGGGAACAUUGAGUGGUUCAUUGUUGGAGAAGAAGUGGGAAAUUCGGGAAGAGAUGCUGGUGAGUGAAGGUGUGUUGAGUAUGGGAGAGGCUGCAGAUGAUCGACAUCUUUUAGCAGAUGAGGUAGGAGAUAGGAAUCUUGAAGUGGAGGAUGGUAAACGCAAUGCAGGUUUCAGUGAUGUACCAAGGGUUGAUGAAUUGGAUUCUUCUCUGGUGUCAUCUUGGAAAUGCACCGCAGAUGAUGAGGAUGAUGGUGUUGAUGAAGAUGAUGAUGAAUCUUUGGAUUCUGGUUCUGAUAGUGCUGAGAGUUCUUCUCCUGAUGCUUCAAUGGCAGAUAUAAUUCUGAUGCUUGAUGAGUUGCAUCCACUUUUGGGCCCUGAAGCUCUACACCCAGCUCAGUUAUCUCAUGAUCGUCUGGAUUCUGCCUCAGAGAGAUCUCAUGGCAGCAAUAAUGAUGAAAGUGUUAACUUGUAUGAGUUAGAAAACCAGAGGGAGGAAGAUAAUGAUGGAGAGGAGGAUGAAGGAGGGGAAAAGGGAGAUAAAGAGGAUGAAAGUAAAUCUGCAAUUAAAUGGACAGAUGAUUAUAAGAAGAAUCUCAUGGAUUUGGGGACUUCAAAGCUUGAAAGAAACCAACGAUUGGAGAAUCUUAUUGCAAGGAGUAGAGCCUGUAAAAACAUGAGAUUGAUGGCUGAGAGGAAUCUAAUAGACUAG